Molecule: messenger RNA, 785 nt
Organism: Myotis daubentonii (Daubenton's bat)
Lineage: Eukaryota; Metazoa; Chordata; Mammalia; Chiroptera; Vespertilionidae
Gene: NDUFS8
Product: NADH:ubiquinone oxidoreductase core subunit S8
Biological process (GO): mitochondrial respiratory chain complex I assembly; mitochondrial electron transport, NADH to ubiquinone
Cellular component (GO): membrane; respiratory chain complex I
Molecular function (GO): 4 iron, 4 sulfur cluster binding; NADH dehydrogenase activity
Source: RefSeq, a predicted model, not a curated record
ACGGUGAAACCAGCCGGUCCAAUGGCAGCAUCCAGAAGGUAGGCUCCGCCUCUCGGCGAGCAGGCCGCUCGGUAGGGGAAGGAGUGGCAGCGCUUCAAGAUGCACUGCCUGACGACACCCUCGGUGCUUCGGGCCCUGGCCCAGGCUGUUCGUGCAGGGCAUCCCAGUGCCCGGAGCCUCCACAGCAGCGCAGUGGCCGCCAGCUACAAGUACGUGAACUUGCGAGAGCCCUCGAUGGACAUGAAGUCAGUGACUGACCGGGCAGCUCAAACCCUUCUGUGGACUGAACUCAUCCGAGGACUGGGCAUGACCCUGAGCUACCUUUUCCGGGAGCCAGCCACCAUCAACUACCCCUUUGAGAAGGGGCCGCUGAGCCCACGCUUCCGGGGGGAGCAUGCGCUGCGCCGUUACCCGUCCGGGGAGGAGCGCUGCAUCGCCUGCAAGCUGUGCGAGGCUGUCUGCCCGGCCCAGGCCAUCACCAUUGAGGCUGAGCCGCGAGCCGAUGGCAGCCGCCGGACCACUCGCUAUGACAUCGACAUGACCAAGUGCAUCUACUGCGGCUUCUGCCAGGAGGCCUGCCCUGUGGAUGCCAUUGUCGAGGGCCCCAACUUUGAGUUCUCCACGGAGACGCACGAGGAGCUGCUGUACAACAAGGAGAAGCUGCUGAACAACGGGGACAAGUGGGAGGCCGAGAUCGCCGCCAACAUCCAGGCCGACUACCUCUACCGGUGAGGCCGCCCAGCUGGCCCCGGCCCCCGCUGCCAAUAAAGAAGCUCUGACCCCCA